AUGUUAUUUGAAUUCUUUUGGUUGGUAGAGGAAUUAGAAGACCAUUAUUUUUAUACUGCCAAAUAUUGGCGGUUAGAUUCGGACGUAGAUGCUUACUUUUUUGUCUUUACGCAAUUAACAGUGCUUGCGACUACGAAAGAGCCGUACGUCCAAGGCGAAAAAGUGAAAUUUGAACGUUUGUAUCCUGCAAAAGAAGAAUUACAGUUUAACCGUGGUGGUAUCAUUUUUGAACCACCGAAAAUGUUGCCAGAAUCUGUGCUUAUUGGAAAAUUAAAAGCUAAAAAUGAGUUGAAACAGAAACAGGAGUUUCAAGUUUAUCGAUAUGCUACGUGCCUUAUGUUUCAUGUUUUACAAUAUCAACUUUUUGCGUUUGUUGAAUGGUUUAAAAAUUCUUUAGUUCUGCAAAUUUUAGAAAACGGCGGUGAAGAAGACCAAGCAGACGUCAACGUGCAAGAUUACAAAGACGUGUUAACUUGUACAAUAGAGCCUCCUAUGAUGAAUAAAUUUAAUCUUUGCGGGUGCGAUAUGGUUGUAGCUGUAGACGUUGUUUUUUUUUCUCUUUACUGUUUUCCAGUGUUUGUGGCAGCAGGUAUUAUUCUUAGUGGUUUAACGGACUUUGAAGUUAUAGAAGAAGAGAAGGAGAGGCAGGAAAAAAAUAUCUUGCUCAAGUUACGUUGA
Messenger RNA from Enterobius vermicularis (human pinworm), 678 nucleotides. The record is from the annotation of a GenBank genome assembly. Lineage: Eukaryota; Metazoa; Nematoda; Chromadorea; Rhabditida; Oxyuridae.